AUGAACAAAUUAACAAAAGAUUUAAGAAAGCUUGUUGAGCGACGAGCGGGAGAGCAGAAUUCGUUUCUCGUGGCACAGCAGCUCAUCGAUGCUGGAGCAGAUAUUACAGUUCAGACAAAAGAUGGACCAAUGAUUCAUGCUGUGAUAAAUGAAGAACGACGACUUCGUCCAGUACUACUUUGGAAAGCUGACAACUGCGUGCGUUUAAUCGAAGUCUUACAGAGACAAGCUUCUCGUUUACUUGCUGCACGAGUUCUUUCAUCGAAUAGCAAUGAUAUCAAUGAAAUACGCCGAUUCAUCGAAUUACAAGCGAAUACUUACCAAUCAGAUACAUUCGGAGCUCUUGGUUUAUUAGGUGAUCUUCUCAAGGAAGAACGAAUAUCAAUUCAACUUGAUGUUAUACAAAUAUUGAUCGCAAGUGAUCCAUAUACAUAUGCUGGUUUAACUGCUGAAAACGAUGCUAAAGAAACAUGUCUGACAAUUGCAAGAAGCAAUCGAAAAUGUAGCAAAGAAGUGAUUGAUUAUUUACAGCUCGAGUUCGAUAAAAAUCUUAAUAAAAUUCCUUUCUCUCGAUCACCAAUUAAUAUUAAGGAAGUGACUAAUUGGAUUUGUCGUGGUGCAAAUACAGAAAUGACAGAUGAGAAGGGUAAUACAGUGCUUUUAAACGCUGUGCUUACCAACAAUUUGGAAUUAGUUCGUACGUUAGUUUCUUGUGGUUGCAACAUAUUUCAUAAGAACGCUGAGAGACUUACAGCACUAGAUAUAGCAGAAAAAACUACACCAAGAAAUCAAUUACUCAUCGCUGCGCUACAAGCACAAAGUGUCAACAUGGAAUUACGAAAGCUCAUUGAAACCAAGAAAUCACAACUUACCGUCACCGAGGUCAGUACCCUAUUAAGCAAAGGUGCGAAUAUCAAUGCUUCAAUCACCAAUCAUGGCUCUUUGUUACACUUAUUGAUCGUCGACAAAGGUUCACCAGAAAUGAUAACUGCUUUUAUAAAUGAAUUCGAUGCUGAUAUUACUCUUAUGAAUACUAAAGGAUAUCGAGCUAUUGAAACAUGUAUUCUCAUUGACAAAAAACCAUUUGAACUACUUAAAAUCUUUCUCAAACUAUCGAAAGUAACAACAUCAAUGUUUUUUAAUUCAAAAUUGAAUCAAACCUUACUACAGUUUGCAGCUGAACAUAAGCGUACAGAUGCAGUCGACUUGAUUCAGCAGACGUUGAAUGAACGCUUAUGGAUUUGCGUAAUUGAAAACGAUAUUAAAAAUAUGCUAAAUGAAAAUGUCAUGAUCGAGAUAAAACAACUCAUUAAUUAUGGUGCUCAAAUCAAUUAUAAACAUACCGAUAAGAAUUAUCAAGAAUGGACUAUUUUACAUUUGGCUUGCCAAAAAACAAAUCAAGCUUUUGUUCAAUUUCUCAUCGAACAAAUGAAAGCCAAUUAUUUGCUACCAAAUGGAAGUGGUAACUAUCCCAUUGCUAUUACUGCUGAACACGGCAAUUUGUCGACUCUUCAGUAUCUAUGGAAACUACCUAAAUCAAACUUGAAUGUGACAAAUAAAGAUAAUGAGACACCACUUCACCUAGCUACGAAGAAUCGUCAUCUACUGAUUGUUCGUUUUCUGAUUCGAUGGGGUGCUGAUCCAAAAGCGCAUGAUUUUAAGAAAAGAACUGCACUCGAUAUUGCAAAGAUGGAUGUAUCGAACAAUAAACUGGAUGACCUUAAUGCCAAGAAACUGUUGAACUUCCUUGAACAACUUAUUUGUCCUUCGAUAGAAAAUUCAAAGAAUAAAUCAGAAAUAGCAUCAAAAAAACCGAAUAUUGAUCAAGACACGUGUGAAUUAGUAAUGACUAUUCCUAUUAAACCAAUUCAAAUUGGAGAUACUGAUCCACUAAAAAGAGGUAUAAAAAGUUUAGGUCUUCUCGCUGGUACACCAAACGAUAAUCUGCAUGACGCUGUUAGAAAAGGCUUGGCAUUUGAAGCAAAUCAAGCCAUUGGUCAAGAUGCCGAUAUUUGUUAUCGAAAAAACGGUUUUACACCGUAUGAAAUCGCUUUACAAACAGCACGCGAUUGUUACACCAAACUACAAUCAUCGCAUAUCACACUUAAUGAUCGUCAAAAGCUUCAAGAAAAAAUGCAAUGGUGUCAACAGAUUGCCAAUACUAUUUCGCAGAUUGCUCUUACAAAAAUGAUCAAAGCAAUUGAACAAUCUAAUAUUGGUCACGUAGUAGCAUAUCAUAUAGCUGGAGCUCCGCUUACCAAUGAGUUACUUUAUUGUGCAUGUUCAUCAUCUGACAAUGUUGAAAUUGUUCAUUAUCUCAUUCAGCAAAGUAAAGAGAUUUUCCAAUCAGUUUAUAAGUAUAAUCGAUCAGAAUCUCCAUAUAAAACAGCAAAGAGAAAUAAAUUUAAUCGUGUAGCAUCAUAUCUCAAAUAUAUAAUCUCUAUUGAAUGUACAAAAUCAAUAAAAGAAAAUAAUCUAUUGGAUGUAAAGCAACUUGUUCUUAGUGGAGCUAGUGUAGAUAUGACUGAUACAAAUAAUCUACAAAUCGCUUUGAAACAUGAAAAUAUCAAAUUAAUUGAAUUUCUUUGUGAUCAUGGUGCAAAAAUGCCAAAAGAAUGGUUAGAAAAUCCAAAUAUCAUUCUACCGGUUGAUAUUGCUCAAACAAUGUCACCUGAUAGUAUUGUUUGCAUAAAUCGAUGUUUGAUCAAUCGUCGACUCCUCUUUGCAGCAGCUGAUGGUAACCUAGCUGAUGUUAUUCGAUGUCAACGUCUAGGAGCAAACAUUAAUUCAAUGAAUUGUUAUGGAUCAACAGCUGUGUUAUGUGCUAUUCAACAUGGAAAUUAUUUUUCCAUUGUUCACGCAUUAGUUUCAUGUGGUGCUUCGAUAUUGCACUGCAAUGAUAAUGAACCAAUGUCGUUGAUUGAUAUCGCUAAAAGUAGACAAUAUGACACAAUUGUGAACUAUUUGACUAGAGAAUUAAACAAUCAAUUUAUUGUAUCAAUUAUAAACGAUGAUCGAAAAAGUGCUCAAAAGUUUGAAGAACUUGGUGUAGAUUUUAAUUAUCAAGACGAACAAAAACGAACAGCAUUGCAUUAUGCUGUACAGUAUCAUGGUGUCGAUCUUGUAACAUGGUUAUGUGAUCGUAGAAGUAUACCUAUGUCAGCUGAUGUCAAUGGUGAUUAUCCAAUUAUGUUAGCAACACAAAAAGGUGACUAUCCUGUUGUCGAGUUAUUUAUACUCAGAUAUCCUGCUACAAGAAAACAAACUAAUCAAAGUGGUUCUACAGCCUUACAAAUAGCGAAAAAACUCGAUUAUCAACGAAUCAAACAGCUUAUCGAAACUGGUAAACCGGUAUUUUCACCUGACGACAACAAGCAACCACAAGGUCCCAAGUAUACAUCUGAUCGGCUUCAAGAAGCUGCUCAAAAAGGUCAAGUAGCUAUCAUUCGAGAAUUUCGUGAAGAUCGUUAUGAUUCAAGAGAUGAAAAGCGACAACUAUGUUAUCAACUUUUGAAAGUGGCUGAAAAACACAAACAGUUUCAAAUUGUGGAUAUUCUAAAACCAUAUUUCGAUGAAUAUCUUAAACCAGAUAUUCCGUCGGAUAUUUCUAUCGGCGAAGCAGUCACAUUAAAUAAACCAAACAAAAAAAUUCUUUUAGGAUUUUUGACCGGACUAGGUAAUGUCGUUACUGAAUGUCCCGUUUUACUUGACCCCAGCGAUCCAAAUACCUAUCAACAACUCUUUUCUGGUCUUGGCUCAAAACUAAUGAAACGAUUGAAACAAUUAAAAAAAGUAAAAAAUGGACAAGAUGCAAAGGAUGUUUAUCAACAAGACUCAGCCAAUAUGGGUGAAAAGUUAAAUAAAAUUAAAAACGAACUUCAAGUUUUAGUAGAAACAAGAAAAGAGACGAUACUUCGCAUACAAGAGCAUGAUGAACAACUUUCUAAACAAAAAGAUUUAUCUGCAUUACAACGAAAAGCAUUAUUUGAAGAGAAAGAAUCAUAUGAACAACAAUUGGUUGCAUAUGAAUGUUCAAUUACUCUAUAUCAACGUGAAGAAGAAUCGAUUUUAAAUCGACAGAAAAAUCUUCAAUUUAUUCAGAACGAUACUAAUUUAUAUCUAUUCUAUUGUACAAUCGAAAAUCGUUUAGAAUCCUUGUUCCAUAGUGUUUUUGCUGCACAAUCGGGUGGACUAAAAGCAACAAUACAAACAAAAAAUUCUACAACGACGGAGUCUUCUAAGGUGGUGUCAUCAUCAGCACUUCUGACAUUUUGUGACGUGAUUGUGAAUGCAGUGAAAGAAACACUUGCUGACAUAUUAUCGAAAUUAAAUCAAAAAGAGCAAAAAGAAGAAUGGUAUAAUAUUUCCACUAUAGGAACUAUUGGAGAAAUUAAACGACUCGCAUCGGAUACGGCUGGAUUCAUGACAUUAUACUAUAAAGAACAAAUACAAUCUAUUGAUACGAGUUGCAAAAUUACAGGAACUAGUCCCUAUAAUGAUCAAUUUCAAUGGAUAAAAGAUGUUUUCAUAAAUAUUCCAAAUGAAACAGCAGAGGAGAUUCCUGUCAUUGUUGUUGCUGAUUAUGUAACAGCAUGGAUUAUUCAUGCGCUCAAAGUUGACAGGAAAGAGAUCAAAUUAGACAAACCACUGCCACAACAAUUGUGGUAUUUAGUUGCCAAAAAGAAUAUUAUUGAACAAGGGUCAUCAAAUGAAGCAUUUGAAAUCGUCAGUGUAAAAGCUGGACAACAACGAAUUCCUUUAAAAAAGAAAAAGACGAAUAUGAAUAAUGAAGAAAGUCCAGUAUAUGUGCAAUUGCGUUACCUGAUUGGUUGCGUAUCAGUCGUAGGUCUUACAGGAGAAAUCUACCAAUACUCAGUCUCCCUCGAACGAUCAACCGAACAGAAUUUUGAUGAUCUAGACAUUUUCGGUUAUGUUUAUGCAUCAGUGUUCUCCUCUGAUGAGAAUAUAUUACAAUCUAUUGUUACUGGAAGAGGAAUGCAGCUAGCCAUGAGAAAUGAUCAAAAUGAUAUUAUUACAAAACUGGACGAAAUGAAACAGCUUGCAAAACUAUUCAAUUUUGAAGAAAUGGAACGAGCAAAUCAAUCAUGCGUUAGCAAAGACACAAUCAAUCAAGUUGCACAAGUGUUACGUGAACAGAAGAUGUUUGCCAAUGUGUCAGAUGUAAAAGCUGAACUAAACAAAGUUCGAAAAGUAAUUGGUUUCACUGUUGACACUUUAAAAGAAGAUAUUCAGAAGAAAGUUGAAUUCUAUCAAACAUCUAUUAAUGCUGCACACGAACAGAUUCAACAAGAAUCUACAAAAAACCGAAAAACUAUGGAACAUGAUAAUGAAGAGCGAUACAAUCAAGCAAUAAACAAACUAUCUCACCAAUUGAAAGAAAUGAAAAUGAAUUUGGAGGAAGUCAUUAAUCAACGCAUGAAUAUCAUUGAAACUGAAAUGCGAAAUAAAACGGAAGAAAUAUUAGCUAUUUCAAAGGCAGCCAAAGAUCAUUCUGAUUCCGCACUUAUCCAAGCGACGCAAGCUGCUCGGGCUAGUGAAAAAUCUGCAAAAUCAAGCGAAGAAAAUACCAAACAUUCUCAGCAAUUAGUACAAUCAAUAGAACAACGCCGUCAAGAAUUGCAAUUAUUUAUUAAUCAGUGCGAACAAAAAGUCCAAACAACAAAUACAGAGCUGAAGAAUUCGUUUGAACAAAACGUCUUAGGAAUUCGUACCCGAUUUGAAAAAGAACUCGAUGACAAUAAACGAGUUACUACCGAGCUGGCUACAAAUGCUAAAGAAUCAUCAAAAGCUGCUCAAGAUGCGAUGUCAAGUGCUCGAGAUCUAACGAAAAUAACGAAAGAGGAACUUCAAAUUCAAAAAACAGAAUCAAAGAAAAUACUCUCAGAUGCACACGAAGCACGUCGACAGAGUGAACGGUCAGCAGACUUUUCUAAAGAAGCUGAAAAACAAGCGAGACGAGCAGUAGAUACAAAUACAGCAGAACUCAAGAAAUUGACUGAAAUGUUUAAAAAAAUGCAGGAAACAAUACAGAGACUAGAAAAGUUGGAGAAAAAAGCCGAAUCUUAA
Molecule: messenger RNA, 6087 nt
Organism: Adineta steineri
Lineage: Eukaryota; Metazoa; Rotifera; Eurotatoria; Adinetida; Adinetidae
Source: the annotation of a GenBank genome assembly